Molecule: messenger RNA, 1152 nt
Organism: Tigriopus californicus
Lineage: Eukaryota; Metazoa; Arthropoda; Copepoda; Harpacticoida; Harpacticidae
Exons: 3
Coding region: 287-763 (158 amino acids)
Source: RefSeq, a predicted model, not a curated record
GGCUGCUCUUCACACCUAUUACUUGUUCAAAUGAACGCAGGUCAAAGAACAGAAACUAGUUUUUUUUCUUCUCAUUCUGCAUCAUGGUCAUUUAUUUCAUGAUUCCAUUGCACUUCAAAGAUACUCGAUCGUGAGUCAAUAUUUGUCCAACUGUCACCUUCAGCACUAGCUACAAGCUACUAGUGCCCUGGACGGAUUUUACGAGACUUGUCGCGUAUUCUUAGUUUAUUUGCCCGGACACCGAAAUCAAGUUCGAACGAAGCGGAGCAAAGUUUGAUAUUGCACCAUGGGACGACCCACGAGUCUAAGAUAUUUGGUCAAAACCACAUUUCGAGGAACGAUUUUGGGCUUGUUGGCCUCUUUUAUCCUGUACUACUUCCACCUUCAAAACGGAACAUUACAAGACAUUGCCCCCUCCAGUGAAGAGUGUGUUGUUUUCAACCAAAACAACUAUGGAUCGAGAAUUUCCAGCCUGCAAGAGUUUUAUCCCUUCUACUUGUGCGAGCAUUUUAAGCCCAAAACGAAACUUUUCCACUUCCUUGGGCUGUUUAAUGCUGUUCUUCUGAUCUUCAUUUUCGUGGUCUACAACCGCCAUCCAAAAACCAUUCUGUUUGCCUUCAUGCAAGGCUACUUAUUCGCUUGGGUCUCUCACGCCUUCAUUGAGGUGAACAAACCAGCCACGUUCACUUAUCCCGCCUACAGUUUCGUCUCAGACUGGAUCAUGUUCAAGGAUCUCUGGUUGGGAUCGCUAGCAAUGUGGUAAAGAAAGAACAUUAGAUAAACAGUAUGCGAGAGAUGUUGGUUGUCUUCAUUGUGGAUGGAACUUGUGCCCGUGUAUAUGAUACCAAAUGAGUGAAUGAAGGCCCCGAGAUUGAGGCAGAGCUCUAGGAGAUUUUCGUGCCCGUUCACCAAUGUGGUCUCAAUGGCGGCCUCAAUCGAAGGGAGGAGGCCCAGACGAAAGAGUCUGAUGAAAUGAAGAAACAUCAAUUUGGGAACAAAAGAAUGGAUUUCGAAAGGAUUGCCAUUCCAUUGCGGACCAUUGACUUGGAACUUGGCUGUUUAGAGGACUCGUUCAUCAAACUAGUUGGGCCUAACAUAGAGUUUAGGACUUCUUAGUAUGCACCAAAUCUGAAUUAUACAUACAGUAGCCGU